Messenger RNA from Schistocerca nitens (vagrant locust), 1451 nucleotides. Its product is annotated as rhomboid-related protein 2-like. Lineage: Eukaryota; Metazoa; Arthropoda; Insecta; Orthoptera; Acrididae. The record is from RefSeq and is a predicted model, not a curated record. Gene Ontology annotation, cellular component: membrane. The coding region runs from base 243 to 1343 and encodes 366 amino acids. The transcript is spliced from 8 exons. Gene Ontology annotation, molecular function: calcium ion binding; serine-type endopeptidase activity.
GAGAAGACUAAGAGUGAAUGGAGGAGUGAGUCAUUGGCUGAGUAGCGGUAUUUCAGGGAAUCGUCGUAACAUUUUAUGACUGAGUAGCGUGCAGUGGUCGCAGUAUUUUCUUGGCUUUCAAGAGCAAUCAGACCUACGGAGUAAGCGGAUAAUUUUUAUCGUGAUUUGUUUACACCAAUCGAAGGACUUUAAAGUAAAGUACGGGACUCGAACGAUUCACCGAAGCAGUGCAGUAAACUGAAAUGGCAGCUCUACAAGGACCUGAACAUAGACAGCAUCCAGAACAGACAGUAGUUCCACUGUACCCGCACUGGCGGGCAGUCUUCAACAAGUACGAUCUGGAUAACGAUGGACGAAUAUCAUUUUCAGAACUCAAGAAUAUCAUCAAUAGUGAAUCAUACGAGAAAGAUAUACCAGACUCUGCAGUCAGGGAAAUCAUGAGGCGAGCGGAUCAGGACCAGAGUGGAUAUCUGGAAUGGAAUGAAUUUGAGAAGCUGGUGCACAUGAAAGAGUUUCACAGCCUGUUUGGUGCAGCCAUUAACAAGUACAUACAUGCAACAGUGGUGCCACGAUCCAGGCUAUCUCAGGUGGAUCAGGUGGAUGGGACAGGGGAGUAUGAGGAGCAGUACAGCUGCUGGCCGCCUGCUGUCUGCAUGAUCAUCAUCAGCAUUGUAGAGGUGAUUACAUUCCUGUUUGAUGUUGUUACUAUGGGAACAACAGCAGCAGAUGGUCCUGCUGCAGUGGCACUUAUGUAUGAUCCACAUAAACGAUACGAAGCCUGGCGCUACCUGUCUUACAUGUUUGUUCAUGUUCGUCCAUUCCACUUGAUUGCAAAUCUUCUAGUCCAGAUACUUCUUGGCAUACCAUUAGAAAUGGUGCAUCAUGGAUGGAGAGUUCUGAUAGUUUAUUUUGCUGGAGUAAUUGCUGGUUCAUUGGGGACCUCUGUGUCUGAUCCAAGUGUUUACUUAGCAGGUGCAUCAGGUGGUGUAUACGCUCUAAUUACAGCACAUGUGGCCACAAUAAUAAUGAACUGGAAUGAGAUGAAGUUUGCGAUUCUGCAGGCUCUUGUAUUUUUUAUCCUUGCUGGUAGUGAUAUUGGAUCUGCUGUCUACAAUCGUUAUGUCCUUAAGGAAAAAACACAGAUUGGGUAUGCUGCCCACCUUGCUGGUGCUGUGGCUGGAUUGCUUGUCGGAAUCAAUGUUCUGCGCAAUCUACAGGUGAAAUACUGGGAGAAAGUGUUGCGUUGGACUUGCAUAGUCCUGUAUGUUGCACUGAUGCUUGCUGCCAUAAUCUGGAAUGUAGGAUUCCCUGAAUAUUUUCCAGAGUCUGCGUACAGCACAUAGUACUUUAUAGCUGCGACUGAGACAGAAACAUCAGCUGAUGCAAACAGUAAGUCAGAAGCGUAAAGUUUUUUCCUUUCAGACAGUGCACAAGACGACUGUCCACCCUGG